Molecule: messenger RNA, 2343 nt
Organism: Exophiala bonariae
Lineage: Eukaryota; Fungi; Ascomycota; Eurotiomycetes; Chaetothyriales; Herpotrichiellaceae
Exons: 4
Coding region: 1-2343 (780 amino acids)
Biological process (GO): RNA 3'-end processing
Cellular component (GO): TRAMP complex; nucleolus
Molecular function (GO): mRNA binding; poly(A) RNA polymerase activity
Source: RefSeq, a predicted model, not a curated record
AUGGACUCUUACCGUCCCGGUUUCGAUCGAGGCGAUCGAGGGCGACGUGGGGUCCCGAGCAGCGAUUCUUAUCGGCCUCGUCAGUUCGAUCACGAUGACCCAUGGCCACCGCGCAACAAUCGUGAUGACAUGUUUUACUUUACUGCAGGCGAUGAUCACAACCGCAACCGCAAUGCUCGUGGAGGAUCCGCUGCCAGAGCAAGAUCGAGACGUCCACUUCCACCGCCGGCUACUCUUCGUCGAGAUAAUCGAGAUUGGGAUCAGACUCGAAAACCCCACCAUCCCUCUCACCCUGCUAAGGUCUCUGAGCGGCCCCUGUUACGCAUGGCCCAGGACACAGUAGAAGACCCUUCCCUACUUCAGAACGGCUCAGGUGUCAAGUUUCGCGCAGUUGACGAUCUUACAGACAGCGAGGAAGAAGAGAUGGCACAAUCUGAAGACGAAGAUCAAGGUCGCGCGAAGCGCAUUCGUACCCAGCACGGAGAUACAGACGCUGCGGCUGUGCCCAAGUGGUCCAACCCUGACCCUUACACGUCACUUCCUCCUGUACAGACAGGCGAAUCUGCCAAGCGGACAGAUGUUCUUCGUUUGAUUCGGAAGGCGCGUCUGGACGCUGACAGCACUACCCAAAUGGUCUCCCAACCGGACGAUUACAUUUCUUUUGACAUCGACAGUGAGCCCGAGAAGCCUGAAGUCGUGAUCGACAUGGGCACUCUCUACUCUCGUGCACGUCCCAACGUUGACGGUACAGACAGCCACACUCCCGACAGUGAAGGGGCAGCUUUGGGAAAGAGGAAGAGAGGCGACGAAGUGGGACAUCAAGCUCAACGAAAGCCACUGAGACCCUCUCCAUAUUCGGACCGCUGGGUUCUGAAGGACUGGAUGGCUCCAGUUGGUGGCAAUGCAGCUCCUUGGUUCACUACCCAUCAACGCUCAAUCUUCCCCGGUGUAAUGCUACACAAUGAGAUCGUCAACUUCUACGAAUGGAUCCAACCCCAUGAGUUCGAGGAGAGAGUCCGAUCUGAGGUCUUCCAACGAAUUUCACACGACUUUUCAAAAUGUAUGCGAGGAGAGUUGAGAGCGUUUGGCUCUUAUGCAGCUGGUCUCUACUUGCCAACAGGUGACAUGGAUCUGGUCUUCCUUACUCUGCAGCAUCGUCCAGGCGUGAUUCCACUCAAAGGAGACGCUAAAUACCCACUGCGCACGUUCGAGAAGUUUCUGCGGACGCGGAAAAUUGCGGAGCAGGGUUCCAUUGUGGCCAUUCUCUCUGCAAAAGUACCCAUUAUCAAGUUUGUUGAUCGUAUCAGUGGUCUCAAAAUUGAUUUGUGCGUUGACAAUGACUCGGGCUUCACAGCCAUUGAGACGGUCAAGAAGUGGAAGCAAGAAUACCCUUUGAUGCCUCAUCUCGCGUCAAUAGUCAAACAAUUCUUGAUGAUUCGAGGUCUGAAUGACGUAGCAACUGGUGGCUUGGGUGGGUUCGCUACUAUCUGCCUGGUCACAAGCUUUAUGCAACUUUAUCCUCGCCUCCACGCAACUACGGGACAAGUUGUAAAUUUGGGCGAAUUACUUCUGGAAUUCUUCGAUUUUUACGGUAAUGUCUUCGACAAAGAAAAGGUUGCUAUCCGACUCGACCCGCCGGGCUAUGUCGAAAAGGCUUCUAUGCGUCAAGUCUUCGGUGACAAGAAAGGACGUUUGACAAUCAUCGAUCCAAAUCGACCCGACAACAAUAUCUCAGGUGGUACACGAGACAUCCAGAGAAUCUUUCAUGCCUUCUCAUUGGCCCAUAAAGGUCUUCUUGAGCGUCUCGGUACCGUGGAAGAACUUGGACCGAAUGAGGAGCCUAGGAGUUUCCUGGAAUACAUUGUCGGUGGUGACUUCAGUUCUUUUGAUCGGCAAAGACAGAUUCUGCGUGAUUUGUAUGACGCCAGCAAAUAUGUUGAACAAGCUACCUCAAGUCUUCCACCACCACCUCCGCCCGCCGCCAGCUUACCUUCCGUCCCGCCGCCACCGCCACCGCCACCGCGGGCUCCCCCAGCAGCAAAUCUACCACCGAAACCCGUUUUCGCCAGCAUCAACGGUAGGGCGUUGAAUGGAAAGGCAAACAUCAAUACCCGCUCUGCUGAUCCCAUGGAUCCCCCAACGAAGCAGAAAACCAAAGCUCAACGACGAGCCAACCGUUUAAAGAUACUACGUCCUGAUUUAGCAUCUCAAAUUGGUGCUACAAUCUCUUCACUUGCCGCGAUGGAACUGGGUGGCUACAAGACACCAGAAGAUAUGACGAAAGAUCUCGCGGCCAGAGAGACUGCUGCUGCCAAGAAGUCUGGCGCAGGAAAGAAGAAAUGA